Molecule: messenger RNA, 1932 nt
Organism: Knipowitschia caucasica
Lineage: Eukaryota; Metazoa; Chordata; Actinopteri; Gobiiformes; Gobiidae
Source: the annotation of a GenBank genome assembly
AUGGCGGCUAAAGAGGACAUUUACAGCAAGAUCCUCCCGCGCAGGCUUCGUCAGAAUCGCCUUGGUUCGGUCAAAUGUGGCUCCAGCCUGGACGUGCUGCUGUCCAUGGGCUUCCCCAGACCCAGGGCCCUCAAAGCUCUGGUGUCGACAGGAGGCCGAAGUGUCCAAGCCGCGUGUGACUGGCUGUUCUCCCACGUUGACGAUCCGUUCCUGGAUGACCCCCUGCCUCGGGAGUUUGUGUUGUACCUUCGCCCCAGUGGUCCUCUCCAGAACCAGCUGUCCCACUUCUGGCAGCAGAGUCGGGUCACCUGCGGCAAGAACAAGGCCCACAACAUCUUCCCCCACAUCACCCUCUGCCAGUUCUUCAUGUGUGCAGAUCACAAAGUGGAGGCUCUGAGUGAGUGUCUGCAGAGCACGGUGCAGCAGUGGAGGGGCCGGUUCCCCAGCCCGCUGCCCCUGGAGCUCUACACCUCCUCAAACUUCAUCGGACUUUUUGUGGACGAGCAGGUGGCCGACGUGCUCAAGCAGUUCGCCGCCGACUUCGCCACGGAGGCAGCCCGGAAAGCAGAAGUGCACGUGGAGCCUCAUAAGAAGCAGCUCCAUGUGACGCUGGCCUAUAACUUCCCUACGGACCACCUGCCCUCCCUGGAGAAACUGGCCAAAGGCAUCGAGGUCAAGCUGGGCUGUGAUUGGCUGGCUGUGCUCUUCUCCCGGGACAUUCGAUUUGCAAACCAUGAGACGUUGCGGGUGCAGUAUCCGUACACUCCGCAGAACGAGGACGAGCUGGAGCUGGUUCCAGGGGACUACAUCUUCAUGUCUCCGGUCGACCAGAACAGCACCAGUGAGGGCUGGGUGUUUGGGACCUCGCUCUCCACAGGGCUGUCCGCGCUGCUGCCCGAAAACUACAUCACGCUGGCUGACGAGUCCGACACCUGGGUCUUUCACGGCUCGCACUCCUUCUUCAGCCGUGGUCCGUCUGAGAAGAGCUCUAAGGACAGGGGGAUGCUGGACGCGCUGCUGGACAGUCGCCGCCCUGAAAACUCCAGCCCUGGAGACACGCCCUCCCUCAGCCUCAUCUGCCAUCCCAUGCAGCAGGUUCUGCGGAUCAGUGGCAGUCACUCGCGACAGCCCAAGAGGACACUUUUUGUCUGUCGUCACGGAGAGAGGAUGGACGUGGUGUUUGGGAAGCACUGGCUCUCCCUUUGCUCUGACAGUAAAGGUCGAUACGUCCGUUCAAACUUAAACAUGCCUCCGUGUAUCCCGAUGUGGGGAGGGCAGCGCGACUACGACAUGGACGCUCCCAUCACGGUGUUAGGAUGCACACAGGCGCGUCUCGUGGGGGAGGCCUUGUUAGAAAGCAACACAGUAAUAGACUUUGUGUACUGCUCUCCUUCAUUACGGUGUGUCCAGACAGCGCAAAACAUCCUCAAAGGUCUGCAGCAGGAGGGGAAGCUGAAGCUGCGGAUAGAGCCAGGUUUGUUUGAAUGGACCAAGUGGGUUUCAGGAAACUCACUUCCUGCUUGGAUUCCUCCGUCCGACCUGGCAGCGUCCCACUUCAGUGUGGACACAACCUACAGACCAUUGGUUCCUGUCAACAAACUCACUGUGUCUGAAUCCUAUGAUACAUACAUGAGCCGCAGUUACCAAGUGACCAAAGACAUCCUGUCGGACUGCAAACCCACCGGGAACAACGUUCUGAUUGUGGCCCACGCGUCGUCCCUGGAGGCCUGCACUCGACAGCUGCAGGGCCGCAGUCUGCAGACCACCAAGGACUUCAUACAAGUGGUCCGCAAGAUUCCAUAUUUGGGCUUCUGUUCCUGUGAGGAGCAGUCGGACGCGGGGGCGUGGCAGUUAGUGGACCCUCCCAUCCUACCUCUGACUCAUGGACCCAACCACACAUUUGACUGGAGGGAAACACUGGCGCAGGAGUGA